CGUAUCGUGAAUUUUGGCGCGCCGCUUUGAAAGAAUCGGCUCAUCAAUGAAUAUAGACGAUCAUAAGCAUUGAUCAGCUUUAAAGCGAGAUCAAUGAGGACGUGUUUUAUAGUACUACAGCUGUUCGCGCGCAGGUACUAUUUGUUACUCAUUAGAUGCGCGUAAAUGUGCAGUAAUCGGCUGUAGAGAUCCUGCUAAGUGGACAGGAUGACGUCUACAAAAGAGAUCAAGCAACUACAGAAGGCCAAGAAUAAAGCUCAAAGCAGCAAUAACCUGAAAGAAGAAGCCAGUCUUUGCAAUCAUCUGGGGGAGGUUUACGCUAAAACGGGCGACUAUCGCUCUGCUAUUGAAGAGCAUCGUCAGGAAUUGGAGCUGUCUGAGAUUUUGCACGAUGUGAUUGGCUCUGCUGUGGCCAAUAGAAAAAUCGGAGAAUGCUAUGCAGAACUGGGGAACAUCGAGGCUGCUCUGAAGCACCAGAGGCUUCAUCUGAAUCUGGCUCGAUCUGUUCAUGAUGCAGCAGAGGAGCAGAGGGCUCUGGCCACUAUUGGACGAACAUACCUCUUCCUCUUUGAUUCGGACAAUUCACGGGACAGCUUGAAGCAUGCUGAAGAUGCUUUCAAGAAGAGUUUGGCCAUUGUAGAUGAGCGGCUGGAAGGUACCGUAUCCUCACGAGAGCUGAGUGAGAUGAAAGCCCGUCUCCUGCUGAAUCUGGGCUGUGUGAAUGAUGGGAUGAAGGAACCGCAGCGCUGCAGUGACUUCAUACGACAGAGCAUCUACAUCGCUGAGAAAAACAACCUUCUAGAGGAUCUGUAUCGUGCCAACUUCAACCUGGGCAGCAUUCACUUCCGCAACGGGCAGCACUCGCGCGCCAUGCGCUGUUUCGAGCAGUCGAAAGAAUGCGCCCGCAAAAUGAAGGACAAGUUCAGUGAGAGCGAGUGUUUCCAUAGUAUCGGCAAGAUAUUGCUUCAUCUUGGUGACUUUGCGGCGGCGCGGCGCUCUCUGAAGAAAGCCUUCUGUCUGGGCUCCCAGCAGCCUUCUGAUCGUGAGGCCGUCAAGAGAGAUUUCAAACACGCAAUCCGGGGCUGUCAACUGGAGCAGACGGCAACAGAAGUGACUGAUAAGUUUUCCCACGAGGCCUUGGAUCUGUCAGAGCAGCUGGGAGAUCUUUACUGUAAAGUGGGCUGCUAUAACAAAGCUCUGGAAGCUUAUCAAGCACAACUGGUGUGUGCAGAGGUUUUAGGGAAGCCUGCUCGUGAGUUAGCCGUCAUUCACGUGUCAUUGGCGGCCACAUACACAGAUUUGCGACAACAUCACAGGGCCGUGGAACAUUACAGACAAGAACUAAAGCUGAGAGAGGGCAACCCUAAAGAGGAGUGUGAGACGUGGUUGAAUAUAGCUGGUUGCGAGGAGGAGAUCGGACAGUCUAUGGAGACGCUCGAUCACAGUUUCAGUGCUGCUCUGAGCUGUGCUGUGAGGUCAGGUCUAAACAAACUACAGAGGCGUGUUUUGAGAGCGUGGCUACAGGCCCAGCAGCGCUGCGGCUCCUCACAGUGUGACGACACUGAGGCCCUGCUGAUGGAACUGUGUGAGCGGGAUGGACUGACACUGGAGGACAGUGAAGAGGAGGAUGAGGAAGAGGAGGUGGAGAACAGUGAACCACUGGAAGACAGUGACAUACAGUACUCUGACUCUGAUGAGGAUCUGGAGGGUUAUGAUAAGAUCGUGACGGGCAGGAGGAAGACACAGAGGUGGAACCGACGGAAUGAGAAGGGCGAGACGGUUCUGCACAGGGCCUGUAUAGAGGGAAACCUAAAGCAGGUUCAGUACUUGCUUGACCAGGGUCACCCGGUUAACCUGAGAGAUUACUGCGGGUGGACUGCUCUGCAUGAAGCCUGUAACUACGGUCAUGAAGGUACUGCAGCCUGCCAUUUUAAAAACGACCCUGGAGGUCGAGACUGUGAGGGCGUCACACCCCUGCAUGACACCCUAAACUGCGGCCACUUCCCUGUUGCACGACUGCUGGUAGAGAGAGGAGCGUCGGUCACUGUUCGCAAUAGCAAGGGACACACUGCUCUGGACACCCUGCGUCAGUGGUUUAAGACUUACAGCCGACAGCUGGACCAAGAGACAAAGCAGGAGUGUUUGGAGACUGAAAAACUCAUCAAGAGAGCUGUGUCAGGAGACAUCUCCGUUGUGUCGGCACUUCCACGGCAGCAGAAGGAGCUUCAGGACAGUCAGCUGUUUGAUGCCGAGUAUUCAGAACCGCUGCUGCAGGAGUCACUGCCCUCACGCCAGCAGAUCACUCCCUGUCCCGCUCCAACCGUCCCAACUCUGAAAAACUCGGCUCCGGGACACAGGAGCACCUCAGGCCCAGCUCGCCGGCCACGAGGGAUGGAAGUAGAUGUUUUGUAUGGGAGCGAGAGCAGUUCUUCGGAUCAUUUCGACUUGGAUUGCUCACUCAGUCCUCUUCGUCCCGUUCGGUCAAGACCGCGUUCCCCAGCUGUCCAGUCCUCGCAGGAAUUCCCACCCAGUCAGGAUGUGCCCUCUGUAUAUGAGCUCAGAGAGGCUGUGUUGCCCCCGCAGUCAGAAUCGGGCAGACUGGAGUAUCAGAAGGCCAUGCAGAAUCUAGGCAGUGCCAAAUCCCGCCUCCUCUCUCAGAGCCUAUCAGAGCCGGCCUUUACCAGCACGCCAGCAGUGUCAGCCAAUAGCAGAACAGCGCUGGUACCAGAGGACCAGUAUCUGGCAGAUGAUUGGCUGGAGGAUGACCUGAGGGAUGUGCAACCUAAGAAGAAACGGAGAGUUUCUGAGCACAACGUCCCACGGGAAAUAACUUCCAGAAAUCAGAAUCAUUUCUCAGUUUCUGCUGAAGCUCAUCCUAGAGUUCAGAGUUCCUCCAGUAGGGGUCUGUCUCUGAAAAAGGGCACUAAUAAUAAGCCGCGGCAGGUGAAGAUGAAUCAAAUGCCCGGGAUGGUGAAUCUAGGUAGGAGAGAGGUCAGCAGGUCACAGAGUCCCAUCAUGACCCAAGAAUCUGAGCCCAUCCAUGACCCUGCACCUCCUACCCAUCAGUCAAUGCCACCAGCAUCAUUCCAGAACCGAACAGCUCAUGUUCCUGCACCGAUCAGGAUGAGGGUCAGAGUUCAGGACAAUGUCUUCUUGAUUCCCGUUCCUCACAGUGAGGCAGACUCCUGCACGGUGGCAUGGUUGUGUGAUCAGGCCGCUCAGCGUUACUAUCAGACGUGUGGAUUACUGCCACGUCUGUCCCUGCAGAAAGAGGGCGCCCUGCUCUUACCCACCGAUCCACUGCUGGCUGUGCUGCACACCAAUGAAGAGGUUGUUGCUGAGGUGUGUUCAUGGGAUCUUCCUCCUCUCCCUGAGCGCUACAGGAAAGCCUGUCAGAGUCUGGCAGUGGAGGAGAACCGGCGUGUGUCUCGGCUGUGUGAGGUGCAGGACAGCAGCUCAUGUGUGAACGUCUGUGGACUCAGUUUGCCUCCAGCGUCUCUGACUCCUCUCCUCCGAGCGCUCAAACUGCAGGCCAGCCUCACGGAGCUGCGCAUCUCUGCCAACCGUCUGAACAACGACCUCCUUCCGGAGCUGAUGUCUGCUGCUGCCACUAUGCCCAGACUGAGGAUUUUAGACAUAUCAGCCAAUCAGAUCACUGGAGAGGGGCUCAAAAAAGCCUCGGACACGUUUGAAACGAAGAGUCAAGCUGCUUUCCCUGUAAGCACUGGGAAUAUGCGGUCGGUGUGCUUCUCCCAUAAUGCACUGGGCUCCACUGGUUUCGAGCUUGUGUUGAAGACAUUACCGAUGCACUGUCUCACGCACCUUCAGCUGUCUGCAGUCUGUAGAGGCCCAUCCGACCAGCCUGCCAUGGAGAUCCUCACUAAACUCCUGACACAAGGUGACUGUCCACUCACACACUUAAAUCUGGCUGGAAAUGGCCUUACGGACCACAGUGUCCUCUUGCUUGCUAGGUGUCUUCCUGUUUGUCCCUCCCUGGUGUCUUUGGACUUGUCUGGCAACCGUUCAGUGACCUCAGUCGGCCUUCAAAGUCUCCUUAACGCCCUCAUGGAGGCCCAGCGACCUUUGACCCAUCUCAAUCUUCAAGGCUGUCAGGUGUCAGGACCUCUGGGUGAUGUUUGUUUGGACAGUCUGUCUGAUCACAUCCGAGACCUGCGUUUGUGCUCCCAGAGUCUCAAUAAACUAGACCAGGAUGCACUGCAGCAGAGCUGGAGACGGAGAUCAGAACACGUGCAUGUCUUUUCUCGCAACUCCAAAUGCAUGCUGAGCAUCACCGCAGCUUCACAGUAAACUAUUUCUGGCAGUAGCGUUAGUUUAAUGGACAAAUGCUUGAAAACAUUUGUCUGUAAAUACUGUCUAAUUGUAGCAUGUGUGCUGUCAUUAUGUAUUUUUUUAUUGUAAUUAUUUGUAUGGACACGUAUAUUUGUUUAUACAUGUGACUCAAACCCAUUUUAUUCUAUUUAGUCUUUCUGCAAACUGUCUUUAUUACUGAUUAUUUGCAAAAUGAUGAGUUUGAAAUGGGCAUGAGAUAUUAAUGUGUGGUGCUGAUGGACCAAGAAAAAGACCAAUAAAUACUAAUUCAAGCAUCCUCUGUUUGUAAAAGUAUCUCCAAAAAUUGGAAAAGUGCAAAAACGUCACAAAACAUGAGUUUCAUGCAUUUAUUGUCCAUUUAAUUAAAGCAAAAGAGAGAGAGAGAGAAAACUGGUGUCAAAC
This is a messenger RNA of Sinocyclocheilus rhinocerous, 4731 nucleotides long. It is a transcript of the gene tonsl, whose product is annotated as tonsoku-like, DNA repair protein. The record is from RefSeq and is a predicted model, not a curated record. Bases 208 to 4308 code for a protein of 1366 amino acids. Gene Ontology annotation, molecular function: protein binding. The transcript has 26 exons. Gene Ontology annotation, cellular component: nuclear replication fork. Lineage: Eukaryota; Metazoa; Chordata; Actinopteri; Cypriniformes; Cyprinidae. Gene Ontology annotation, biological process: double-strand break repair via homologous recombination; replication fork processing.